Arvicola amphibius (Eurasian water vole) is the source of this 3530-nucleotide messenger RNA. RefSeq names its product septin 9 (gene Septin9). Gene Ontology annotation, cellular component: septin ring; septin complex; cell division site. Gene Ontology annotation, molecular function: GTPase activity; GTP binding; molecular adaptor activity. Lineage: Eukaryota; Metazoa; Chordata; Mammalia; Rodentia; Cricetidae. Gene Ontology annotation, biological process: cytoskeleton-dependent cytokinesis. The record is from RefSeq and is a predicted model, not a curated record.
CCGCCCUCCAGCGGCCGCGAAUUAGCCACCUGGGAGCCCGGGCCCCGCGGCCUCGCCGCCACACUUUCCUGGAGCGGCGGCCACGGCGGCACCAUGAAGAAGUCUUAUUCAGGAGUCACGCGGACCUCCAGCGGCCGCCUACGGAGGCUUGCGGAUCCCACAGGCCCAGCCUUAAAGAGAUCGUUCGAAGUCGAGGAGAUUGAGCCACCCAACUCCACGCCACCCCGGAGGGUCCAGACCCCUCUGCUUCGAACCACGGUGGCCAGCUCCAGCCAGAAAUUCCAGGACCUGGGCGUGAAGAACUCAGAUCCCGCUGCUCGCCUCGUAGACUCCCUGAGCCAGCGCUCCCCGAAGCCAUCCCUACGGAGGGUGGAGCUUGCAGGGCCCAAGGCCCCUGAGCCUAUGUCUCGCCGCACUGAGCUAUCCAUCGACAUCUCCUCCAAGCAGGUGGAGAGCACUGGCUCUGCUGGGCCCUCGCGCUUCGGGCUUAAGAGGGCCGAAGUCCUGGGCCACAAGACACCAGAGCCCAUCCCACGGAGGACGGAGAUCACCAUUGUCAAGCCCCAGGAGUCAGUGCACCGCAGGGUGGAGACCCCUGUCUCCAAGGUCCCCGAGGUCCCUGCCAUGCCUGUCACUGAAGCAGCCCCCAAGAGGGUAGAGAUCCAGGUGCCCAAGCCAGCCGAGGCACCCAACUGCCCACUCCCGCCCCAGACCCUGGAGAACUCCGAGGCCCCGAUGUCUCAGCUGCAGAGCAGGUUGGAGCCUAGGCCCCCUGUGGCUGAGGUCCCAUACCGGAACCAGGAGGGCUCUGAGGUGGCUCCCAGCUGUGUUGGUGACAUGGCUGACAGCCCUAGAGAUGCCAUGCUCAAGCAAGCGCCCGUAUCACGGAAUGAGAAGGCCCCCGUGGACUUCGGCUAUGUGGGGAUCGACUCUAUCCUGGAGCAGAUGCGCAGGAAGGCCAUGAAACAGGGCUUCGAGUUCAACAUCAUGGUGGUCGGGCAGAGUGGCCUUGGGAAGUCUACCUUAAUCAACACCCUCUUCAAGUCCAAGAUCAGCCGGAAGUCCGUGCAGCCCACUUCAGAGGAACGUAUCCCCAAGACGAUCGAAAUCAAGUCUAUUACCCACGAUAUUGAGGAGAAGGGGGUUCGGAUGAAGCUGACAGUGAUUGACACGCCAGGCUUCGGAGACCACAUCAACAAUGAAAACUGCUGGCAGCCUAUUAUGAAGUUCAUCAAUGACCAGUAUGAGAAAUACCUGCAGGAGGAGGUCAACAUCAACAGGAAGAAGCGCAUCCCCGACACGCGCGUCCACUGCUGCCUCUACUUCAUCCCGGCCACUGGCCACUCGCUUAGGCCCCUGGACAUUGAAUUCAUGAAGCGCCUGGCAAGGUGGGUCAACAUUGUCCCAGUCAUCGCCAAGGCUGACACGCUGACCCUGGAGGAGAGGGUCUACUUUCAAACAAAGAUUACGGCAGACCUACUCUCCAAUGGCAUUGAUGUGUACCCCAGAAAGGAUGUUGACGAGGAUUCAGAGGACCGACUGGUGAACGAGAAGUUCCGGGAGAUGAUCCCGUUUGCCGUGGUGGGCAGCGACCACGAGUAUCAAGUCAAUGGCAAGAGGAUCCUGGGAAGGAAGACCAAGUGGGGGACCAUUGAAGUUGAGAAUACCACUCACUGUGAAUUCGCCUACCUGCGGGAUCUCCUCAUUAGGACACACAUGCAGAACAUUAAGGACAUCACCAGCAGCAUCCAUUUCGAAGCCUACCGUGUGAAACGCCUCAACGAGGGCAACAGCGCCAUGGCCAACGGGGUCGAGGAGAAGGAGCCGGAAGCCCAGGAGAUGUAGACGCCAUCCCGCCCCAGGACCCCACCCCCAAAUCUCAUCCUCCCUGGCCCACCCACCUACCCUGUCUUAUUUUAUAUAAUUGUCUCCUUUUGUCACCCGCCUCCUUCUCUUUCCAUGCGCUACCCAGUAACAAGAGAGGGCUUAUCUCCCAAGUGUGCUCUUAUUGGCUGCAGCAGGAGGGUGGGCGGGACUACGGCCUGGGCUUGCCUCUGCGCCCCACUGGCUCCGCAUGCUGGGAAGGCUAGAUCCGGCUCAGCACCUGAGGGCUUAGAAGAUCUGUGUGUCCAUGCCCACUCUUGAGUUUUGAGCUGACGUCCGUGGGGCCCAGGCCCUAGGGGUUGCGGAGGAGCCCAUUAAGCCACAAGUUCCCAUGGCCACAGCCUCAGAAGCAGGCUGCACCAGGGGAGGAUGAGCUAGCCAGGUCGUCCUGGAGCCGUCCCUGUCUUUGUUCACAGCCCCCUCAGCUGUCUGCUUCCCAAGGAAACUAGAGACACCCACAACCAAAGUUGCCAAUCUCUUAGACAUAGUGACAACCUUGGCCCUUCUUCCUCAAGCUUGUCCCAGAGCAGAAAGUGCCUUGAUCCACAAGAGCCAGUCACCUCUUCCCAGUUGUCCCUUUGGGUGAAAAGCAAGGACAUGCUGGAGAGAGGGAGUUCUUUUCUCCCUCCCCUUGAUCCACCCCCGCCCCACCCCGUGCUGUAGACUCUGCUGCUGCACCGGGCCCUAAUUAUCAAACCGAAACCUGAAAGAUGCGCCCCGUCCCCACUCCCAAUCUUAGAAAGGUCAACACAGACCUGAGGAUCUGAGGGAGGGAGCCUCGGAAGAGGGCCAGGGAAGGUGUAUCUCUGGCCCUAGGUUUGGCCGCAGAUGCUCUGGUUACAUUGUUACCCAGUUGCCUCGUCCCACCCCCACACAGAUACUGCCCAGGCUCAAACCUUGAUUCAGUGACUGCUGGGUGGGAACCAGGAAAAUCUGACCAUUUUGCUGUCCAUAUGUGCCUAACCCUGUGUCCCCGAACCCAUUGGAAUACCCCCGAGGACUUCAGAGAUGGAUAGCCAGAGCACAGGGCAAGGUUUCAUGCAAAGCCAGGCUCCCUCAUCUUCUCUCAGAGGGAACCAUUAGGGACCAGCCAUGCACAGCUGACCAAAGCCAUGCCCUUUCUGCUUGCCCACCAUCCUUGUCCUGUCCCUGGGAGGAGUUUGGUGGGUGUAGACAGGUUGGACCCGCUUGGGGAAGGCACCUCCACAGACCCCGGGCUAGCUUCUUGCAGCCUAGAAGUGCGGUGGGAGGGGUGGGGUGCAGACAGAUGAGGGCUGCUCUUUGUUCCCUGUAUUGAGUGUCUACUCCCCCACCCAAACGUGGAAGGCCCCCUCAUCGAACCCUGCAGCCGAACAGUUCGCAUGCCAGCUUGCCAAGUUCUUUUGCCAAAAUCAGGACUUUGAAGGAAAUCUCCAGCAUGCUGGACCCAGGGCACCUUGGCCUUCCCCAGCCCCAGUGUCCCUGGGGACUUAGCAGCAGCCCAGUGCCACCAGGGUGACAUCGUGCCUCUGUAACCAGCCACUGAAAACUGUUCAUCACACCGGGCUGCUCCAUGCGGCCUUUCGCUGGGGGCCUCCAGGGAGGUGGGGGGUGCUCUCUUUUUGUAUAAAUAACAAAGUGUUGAAAUAAAUGUUUCAAAUACAAAA